UUUUUUUUUUUUUUUUUUUUACGCUUGUCUUCUUUUUUUCUCUCUCUCUCUUCCUUUUUUGUACCUUUUUUAAAUGUCACUCUAUGAUAAAUUGCUCCAUGCUUUAACCCAUUAUCCAAUUGAUGAAUUAGGCAUCUUGCCUUGUGCUCCCAAUCUUUCUGAAAUCCCAUCUGACGCGCAGCAAUAUUAUCCUUUAUUGGUAGUGGGUUGCAAACUUGGCUUCUCUUUUGAUCAAUGGAUGGUCCUUUUGAAAGAAACUCAAGAACUAUUUAAUGACUAUCGACUCCACCAUUUUGAAGUUUUAGACAUGACUGAUACUUUGGAACAAUUGACACGGGUUAUGGUACUAUUGAAACCAGAUAACUAUACUGCAAUGAAUAUAAGGAAACAGAUGGUUGUACGUGGUCAAGUAUCUAUACCAGAGGAACUCAAAUUGAUUGAAUUGAUGUUUACUAUAGCAAAGCACACUAAAUCUUCUAUAGCAUGGUAUCAUAGACAAUGGUUAUUUACAUUCAAUAACAAACAACACAUGAAUGAUAUGGAUAUGGAAAGAGAAAUACAACUUUGUCAACGAUGCAUUACUCUUCACCCACGUAACUAUUAUGCUUGGAAUUAUCGACAAUGGUUAGUGGCAUUGAUGAUCGAACGCGACAAUGGAAUUUUACAACAAGAAUACCAUUCAACAUGUCAGUGGAUGGAAAAGAAUAUCAGUGAUCAUACCGGAAUACGUCAUUUGGAAUUUAUUUUGGACAAAUGGAUGGUAUCGUUAUCAACAUCUUCUUCAAUUCAAUCAUCACCACAAGGAUCGACAUUGUUGUCUGAUCAUCAUCAUCAACGACAGAUUAUUCAAUCACACGUGGCGUGGUUGACAGCUUUGUUAUUACGAUAUCCAGGGCAUGAAUCUUUAUGGUGCCACCAACGAUUCUGUGCUACUUUAUGGUUUCAAUAUCGAGACAAUGAUAAACAAUGGACGGAUUGGGCGAACCAGCAACAUAGAUUUAUUCAACAAAUUUUGGACAAUGAAAAUGAACAACAUCAAUCACUAGAUCUCUCGAAUUAUCAACAACAAUUGGGAUUUUCUUCAAAGUAUGGAUUAUGGUUAUGCUUUAUGAAAUGAUGGCUUUUUGUCUUUUUCUGUUCCGAAAAAAUAAAAGGAAGGGAAAGGAAAGGAAAAUAGGAGAAAAAGGAAACUUACCAAACGGGAAAAGAGGGAAAAGAAAAGAAGGAGAUUAGUCUUUUGGCAUAUGAUUCUAUCCCUUACCAACUAACUCACUUUCUGACUAUUUUUCUCCCUUUUUCUGUAUAUAGGAGAUCAAGAAUGAUACUGGCAACAACUACAAUAAAAGGAAACUGGAAAGUCUAGUGGAUAGGUAUAUAGCUCAAAUACAACAAGUGGACUCUUCUCCCAUCUAUUUACGUUAUUGGAAACAUCAAUUCUUAUCAGCAUCAUCAUCAUCGACUAGUCCUUUGAAACUCGACAGGAAUGAUAAUUCACCUCCUCCACCAUCAUCAUUAUCAUCAGAAUAGAAUAGAUAUUAUUUAUCUGAACGUUUAUUUUUUUUUUUUAUGGGACAAUAAUAAAACAAGAGAUUUGUGGAAAAGA
This is a messenger RNA of Halteromyces radiatus, 1603 nucleotides long. RefSeq lists its product as uncharacterized. Gene Ontology annotation, biological process: protein prenylation. The transcript is spliced from 5 exons. Lineage: Eukaryota; Fungi; Mucoromycota; Mucoromycetes; Mucorales; Cunninghamellaceae. Gene Ontology annotation, cellular component: cytoplasm. Gene Ontology annotation, molecular function: protein prenyltransferase activity. The record is from RefSeq and is a predicted model, not a curated record. The coding region runs from base 74 to 1117 and encodes 347 amino acids.